AUGAGUGCGCAACAAAACACCGCCAACUCUAGCAGCUCAAAGGGUUUACCAGCUUUACAUGGUGUUAAAAUCAAAGCGAGAAAGGGUCAACAAAAAGCUCAAGCUAAAUACGAACCUACUAUUUUUAGAGAUAGUAUUUUAAAAACACUUUUGGAAGCUCAGCCUGGAAGCUUUGAAGAGAUAUCUCAGAAAUUAGAUUCAUCUGGAAAUACCCUCGAGUUUAGAAAAUACGGCGAAACCUUAUUCGAAAUUCUUUUUACCGGUGGUGUAUUAGCCCCCGGAGGCACAAUUGUUGACGAUGGAGCAGAACGUAGUCCAUUUUCAAUUUUCACUGCCGAAGAUAAUAUCGAAAGUAUCAAAAAGCAUGUUGAAGUUUUUAAUAAGCUAAUUCGCCGUUACAAAUAUUUGCAACGUAGUUUCGAAGAAACUAUUAAAAAUUUACUACAAUAUAUUAACAAAUGGAGCACCGAGGAAAAUAAUAAACUUGCCACUGCAAUUGGCUUGUUUGCUUCUG
Funneliformis caledonium is the source of this 514-nucleotide messenger RNA. The record is from the annotation of a GenBank genome assembly. NCBI's taxonomy places the organism in Eukaryota, Fungi, Glomeromycota, Glomeromycetes, Glomerales, Glomeraceae.